AUGAUCAUAUUCAUCCGAUGCUGCAGAGGGAGUCCUGUUUGCACAACAACUCCUCCAUCACUACUUUCUGGACUGCGUCAAUCGAGCUCAGCAACAUCUUCUCAGGAGUUAAGCAACCUGAGUCUUCAUCCUUCUUACUGGAGAUAUCAAUCUGUGGUGAAACCAAUUAAGAAGGAGAUCAAGAGGGCUCCAUUGAAGAAGAUCCCGCUAAAGAAUCUCAAUGUGAUACUGAAGCUAAACCCAUAUGCUAAAGCCGCAAGGAGGAUGGCUUUGUUGGCUGAGGCACAACGUGUUAAGUCUAAGCAGGAGAAGCUUGACAAGAAGAGGAAGCAAUCACUAAGGAGGAUUGCUCUGAUACCAUAUUGA
This is a messenger RNA of Fraxinus pennsylvanica, 366 nucleotides long. NCBI's taxonomy places the organism in Eukaryota, Viridiplantae, Streptophyta, Magnoliopsida, Lamiales, Oleaceae. The record is from the annotation of a GenBank genome assembly.